Messenger RNA from Anisakis simplex (herring worm), 414 nucleotides. NCBI's taxonomy places the organism in Eukaryota, Metazoa, Nematoda, Chromadorea, Rhabditida, Anisakidae. The record is from the annotation of a GenBank genome assembly.
CUGAUGCUCUACUACUUGCGCUAUGCCAGAUUGAUAUCAUGUGUUUCAGUUGUUCCAGAGCAGCAGGUAACACUCGAAAGUCAGCCUACAUAUCCUCUGGAACACAGAGUUUUCAGCACNAGUGAAUUGCAGAUGUUGAUGAAGAAACGUGAUUCACAGUACAGGAAGAAGAACGCGGUGAUUGUUCGCUCGCUAGUGAUCUCUGGAUUCAACUUGAUAUGCAAUCUGCCAUCUCAUUUGCUCCGAGCUCUGUGGACAUUCGAAUUUGGGCAAGAAUUAAUGUCACAGGAAUGGAUGAAAUACGUUGAAGGUUUGUUCAAAAUUUUGUGCGAUGUUGUAUCUUGCAGUCACAUUUAUUACCUUGUUCGCAUCAAUCCAUAUGAAAGAGAUGAUGGCGAGAUCGGUGGAAAAUAA